This is a messenger RNA of Colletotrichum graminicola M1.001, 1473 nucleotides long. RefSeq lists its product as uncharacterized. NCBI's taxonomy places the organism in Eukaryota, Fungi, Ascomycota, Sordariomycetes, Glomerellales, Glomerellaceae. Gene Ontology annotation, molecular function: carbohydrate:proton symporter activity. Gene Ontology annotation, biological process: transmembrane transport; carbohydrate transport. Bases 1 to 1473 code for a protein of 490 amino acids. The record is from RefSeq and is a predicted model, not a curated record. The transcript has 8 exons. Gene Ontology annotation, cellular component: membrane.
AUGGGCGAACUUCGCGGCCAGCGGCUCGUCAUAGCCGUCAGCAUCUUGACAUCGUUAGGUUUCAUGCUUAUCGGCUACGACAAUGGCCUCAUGGGAGGACUAGUCAACUCACCGGCGUUCAACUCGACAUUUGAUUCGCCAGAUCCGACGAUGACGGGCCUUAUUGUUGCCAUUUACGAAAUUGGUUGCUUCAUCGGCUGCAUCGCAACGGCGGGCUUCGGUGAGAACCUGGGCCGCCGGAAGACCAUCGCGAUUGGAUGCGUCAUCAUGGUGGCCGGGGCUAUCGUACAAGCCGCCUCGUACGGACGGGCGCAGCUUAUCGUUGGACGCACCGUCUCGGGCGUCGGCAUGGGCAUCGUUAACUCGACUGUCCCGGUGCUACAGGCCGAGUUCAGUCCCAAGGCCAGCCGCGGAAUCUACGUCUGCGCGCAACUUUCCACCUUGAACUUUGGCAUCUUUUUGAUUUACUGGAUCGACUACGCCUUCUCGUCACACAUCGGGAGCUACGCGUGGAGAGUGCCCGUGAUCAUGCAGUGCAUAUGCCUCGUCCCCAUGUUCAUUCUCCUGCAGAUGAUCCCCGAGACCCCCAGAUGGCUGGCUGCCCACGACAGGUCGGAUGAGUGCCUUGACGUGCUGCGGCGCCUGAAGGGCGACGAGGAGGACGACGAGUCCAUCCAGAUCCUCCACAGCAGCAUCAUGCAGACGGUCUCUUACGAAUCGGCCGUGAGCGCGCACUCGUGGAAGGAUAUCUUUGUUCAGGACCAGAUCAAGAGCCAGAAGCGCUUUCUCAUCGCCUGCGCCAUUCAGGGGUUCCAACAGCUGGGCGGAAUAAACGCCAUCAUCUACUACAGCAGCACGCUUUUCGAAAAGAGUAUCGGGUUCGACAGCCACAUGUCGAGUCUCAUGUCUGGCUUCCUGCAGACGUGGUUCUUCCUCGCUUCAUUCAUCCCAUGGUUCCUGAUUGACCGUGUAGGAAGAAGGCCUCUGCUCUUGUCUAUGAUCAGCCUGAUGGCGGUCGUCAUGGCAGUCCAAGCAGCUCUCAUCUACCAGGUUCAGAAUGCCACCGCAGUCGCCAAAGCCGCCGGAAUCGGCGCUGCGGCCAUGCUGUUCGUUUUCCAAGGCGCCUUCACCAUCGGCUUCCAGGCGACCGUCUGGGUCUAUCCGUCCGAAAUCCUGCCUCUUCAUAUCCGACAAGUGGGCUCUUCCAUUUCCAGCGCCACCAACUGGAUCUUCAACUAUAUGAUUGUGCAAAUCACGCCCAUCUCGAUCGCUAGCAUCGGGUGGAAGACAUACAUCAUCUUUGCGGUUCUAAACGCGGCCUGGGUUCCCAUCAUCUACCUGUUCUUCCCCGAAACCAAGGGCCUGGAGCUGGAGGAUGUAGACCGUCUCUUCUCUGGGGAAGACAUCCUCGACCAGCGGUUCGGGAGCGAGGACAAGGUCGAGGUGUGGGACAUUGAAGAGGUCAGAAGAUGA